AUGUCGGCUCGACAGCCGAUCUCGGGUGAACAUGGCAUGGCCAUCGAGAUGGAGACACAGGGCAAUACGACAGACCGCGAGUCCCACGAGGCUGGCCAUAUGAAAGACAUGAUCGCGAGUGUAGCCAAUGUCAAUACCGCUGGAGACUACCUUGACGAGAACGAUGACGAAGAGCUGCGUGCAACCAAGUCUACACGACAGGAUCUUGUAAAUAUGCAGCGUAUGGGGAAAGAACAGCAGCUGGUACGACACUUUCGUCAGAUGUCGAUGACUUCGUUCGUGGCCAUUGCAACGGCUGCUUGGGAGAUUGGCCUGUUCGUGAUCUCGCCUGCUCUAAUCGAUGGCGGCCGUUCUGGUCUCAUCUAUAGCGUUAUCUGGAACUUUGUGGGAUUUGCACCUGUAUAUCUGAGCAUGGCGGAGAUGGCGAGCAUGGCUCCGAUUGCUGGGGCUCAAUACCACUGUAAGACGGGAGCUUAUCAACACACUAAGGAAGGCUUGCGUUGA
Molecule: messenger RNA, 504 nt
Organism: Recurvomyces mirabilis
Lineage: Eukaryota; Fungi; Ascomycota; Dothideomycetes; Mycosphaerellales; Teratosphaeriaceae
Exons: 2
Coding region: 1-504 (167 amino acids)
Source: RefSeq, a predicted model, not a curated record